CUGCAGGUGUGGUGGCAAUUUGAUGGCUCCUCAUUCUUCUUCAUCACCGACAGGUAGACUACGACUGAGUGACGGCAGUACUAACAUUCACUAAGCGCGCCGACGGAUGCCCUUGCCUUUCUGCUAAACAGGAAGGCGCCCCUCUACCGAUGGAGCAGCGCGUGGAGGACAACAAGAGUCGCACAAACGGCCACACGCCAAAAUCUCCCGAGGGCUCAAAGUCGCCCAAGUCUCCAGCAAACCGACACGUCAAGCAUGACGAUUCCGCAACGGAAACACAGCCAAACGCGAGGCAGAAGUCAUCGAGCAGCAGGAAACAUCGUGUCUUUGUUGUCGGCUCAGUAUUUAUUGACACAAUCUUGACAUUGCCUGGGUUACCAGAGCUCGACCAGAAGUUGCGCGCGACUGAGAGCCGCGUUCGUGUUGGUGGCAAUGCAUUCAAUACAGCUGCAGUCUUGGCACAAGACCCAUCGACUGAAGUCUACCUCGUGGCGUCAGUCCCAGAUGCACAACACUACGAUGGUAAGCGCAUUCGAAACGCAUGCAAGCAUCAUGGCAUUCGACCACUUUUCUUGCCGUCCCCGCACACGACUGCUUGUACGGCUUAUAUUCUAGAGACUGCUGGACAUCGCACCAUCAUCUCACAUGAUCCAGGGUCGGCUUUUUCCUUCACAGCCUUCCAAGAAACAGUUAUCAACAGGGCCCGGCUCGGCGCCUUGGACCAUGUUCACUUCGAAACGCGCGUGCUGAGGUGUCUCUCUGACUGUAUUGGUGCUGCGUGCCAGGCUGGCGCCAUGGUUUCUGUUGAAUACGAAAAGUGUGAUACAGCCCAUCGUAAAUUACGAUAUGAAGUAUCCAAAUACGACUAUACCGCCAUCUUUUCAAGUGCUUGGGAAGACGAGAACCUUGACGAGGUACAGAAAGACGAAGAGACUGGAGCGCCUGUUGGCCUGGGCAUCUCCCAUACAAUGCUUGGCGAACGCGGUGUACUUCUACGUCGUUACUCGUCGAAAGCGAGUCGGACAUACAGGACUUAUGGCUUACGACCAUUACAACCUAUCGUGCAUCCCGUGGAAAACACAGGGGCCGGCGAUACCUAUAUUGCAGGCGUCAUCCUCGGUAAUCUUCGCAUUCGCAGCAAGGGACUCGUGCCAGUCAACAAUGUUGAUAUCGUCCUUCGACUUAGCGCACAGUACGCUUCUAUACUCGCCAUGCGGAAGAUACAGCAGGUGGGCUUUGAGGGAGUCGUUUCGGGCAGGGCACAUUCGAGCGUAAAUCAGUCGGUGACGGAGUUUCAGUGGAAUGAUCAGCGUAAGCGUUAGAUUGAGCAUUUGCAUAUGUAGAUAGAAGCAUCAGGUAUAGGAUCAGGUAUAGGAUCAGGUAUAGGAUCAGGUAUAGGAUCAGGUAUAGGAUCAGGUAUAGGAUCAGGUAUAGGAUUCAGUACAAUUAAGCCUUC
Molecule: messenger RNA, 1456 nt
Organism: Protomyces lactucae-debilis
Lineage: Eukaryota; Fungi; Ascomycota; Taphrinomycetes; Taphrinales; Protomycetaceae
Product: Ribokinase-like protein
Exons: 1
Coding region: 150-1322 (390 amino acids)
Source: RefSeq, a predicted model, not a curated record